Heterocephalus glaber (naked mole-rat) is the source of this 957-nucleotide messenger RNA. It is a transcript of the gene Trabd2a, whose product is annotated as TraB domain containing 2A. The record is from RefSeq and is a predicted model, not a curated record. Gene Ontology annotation, biological process: negative regulation of Wnt signaling pathway. Gene Ontology annotation, cellular component: membrane. Lineage: Eukaryota; Metazoa; Chordata; Mammalia; Rodentia; Bathyergidae. Gene Ontology annotation, molecular function: metalloendopeptidase activity.
AUGGACCAGACCUGGUGCCUCCAGAGGGAGCUGACCCUCCUACACCUUGAUCUUAAACUUGCAGUGGCAUUACUGUGGAAAUCCAUGUCUGAAGCCAAAGUCUUCUUUGGUUUGAACCAGACCCUCUUGCAGCAGGAGAGCCUGCGAGUGGGCAGGCUUCAGAUCCCUUAUGUCACAGAGGAUCUCAUCAAACACUCUAACUGUGGGGACCUCAGCUCUGUCAUCUUCAGCCAUGACAGCUCCCAGGUCUCCAAUUUCAUUAAUGCCACCCUUCUGCCCCAGGAGCACAUCACGACCCAGGAGAUUUACAGCUAUGUCUGGCGUGAGCUCAUCUACAAGUGCAGUGAGAGGAGGGGGCAUCUAGUCAAGGGGCUGUUGGAGGAGUUCCCGGACAAGGGCUUCUUCUUUGAGUUUUCCUUUCUGCUUGUUUUGCUUACUGCAGGUCACUUUAUGGGCAACCACACAGUGCUGGAUGUGUUGCUGUGCAAAGGCUAUGAGGUGGAACAUACCUCCGCUGGACGACCCAUCAGCAAAGAGAGGAGUGAAAGGCCCUUUUCCCAACACACCUCAUCCCCCAUCUUUGACCCGGAAGUGUCGGCAGAAGCCUUGGCACCAGAAUCUGUGUCUGUGGUGCCCUCCCAGCUGCCUCGCCAGGUGUCCUUGCCUAGAAGUGCCAACCUACUGGGUAGGGAGGAGCAGAAGUUCCGGAAGAAGCUGAGGUGCCUGCAUCAGAGGUAGUGUCUCAGGCAGUUCAGUGACUUGUGGGUCCACCUGGAGGAGAGUGCUGUGGCCCCACAAAUCCCUGUCCUGGACAGGUUUGUCUCUGCCGAGUUGUGGCUCCUUUGUCAUGGACAUGUUCAUCACAGCCGGAUGGCCAGCAGUGCCUGCCUCUCUCUCUGGACUCCCGUGCUUUGGGUUCUAGUACUGGCUUUCCAAACACAGACAUCCCUACUUUAA